Messenger RNA from Cladocopium goreaui, 4914 nucleotides. The record is from the annotation of a GenBank genome assembly. Lineage: Eukaryota; Dinophyceae; Suessiales; Symbiodiniaceae.
AUGAGCAAGCGUGGUCCUGCAGGCGCCGCUGCUCCAAAACAGAAGGCAGCGAAGGCAGCCGCAAAGGCUACUACUACUGCUGUGCCUGCAGCAGGCUCUCCUGAAGCUUUGGCUUUGGCUUUGCCACUGCAGCAACCUAGUAGUGUGAACGCACAGGCCCUGACUCUGAACGGCAAGAUUUGGGCCACUCACCUUGAGAAUGUCCGUGUUUUCAAAGAGCAGGCAGUGUCGGAGGACUUGGUGCAGAUGAAGCCUCUUGACCGCAGUUUUGCCCAGGUCUUCGACGAGAAUGCUGCCUUGGAAAGCCUCAAGCGAGAUGGGAAGUACAUGUGCUUGAUCAACCUCUUGUGGCUUGACCAGACUUGGUCACCGACACCCCAGAUUCCGAUCAACAAAGGCGCAGUCGAGCAGAUCAAGACUCACUGGUUUGCACAGCCAUGCGGCAUGGAAUCGCAGCAGGUCACGGUUGGCAUCUUGAAGCAAGAAAUGGAUAGCAAGACCUUCCCCGCCUCCGGCACGUGGAAGAGACUCAGCGCAGAAGAGAGCAUUCUGGCGUUCUUUGAAGCUGCAAGCGCUGAAGCGGCCAAGGUUGCCGAGGGUGCUUCUGACCUACUUUUGCAGCAGUGGCUCAACCACUGUCUGACCUGCCCAGUGCUGAUCCGAGUGGUCUCUGACGUGAAUGAAAUGGAAUGGGCUGCCCAGCAAUUGCGUGAGGAUAUGACGCAGUUGUCUUUCCUGCAAAGGACCCCGACUCAGCGCAUCUUUGAUGUGAUGCAGAAGCGGGACUCCAUGGGCGUUUCCUACACUCCGGAGAGCUUGAUCCAGCUCUAUAGCAGCAAGAUCCACUUGAGCGCAAAGUCGGAGAAAAUCACCAAAGGCUUCCUGCAUCACUCUUCAAUUGUCAUGGACCGAGCCUUGCGGCACCCACACAUUUUGGAAGUGAUCUUGAGUGAAGAAGGCACUGGUUCUGGCAUUUGGGACGCUGUGAGCAAGUUGCAUGCCGUGUGCAGCAAAUCUUCCCGGCAAGAAGAGGUUGCAUGGAUGUUUCAUCACAUGCAUGACUCCAGAGUGGCAGGGCUUCUGGAUCCAAACCAGUCUGUGAGAUUCUUCACUGGUGAGGGCAGGCCCGGUGGCAAAGGCCAUUGCGACCUUCUGCUCUACAAGCUGAGGUUUCGAGACUACAUGGUUGGAGAUUUCCUUCUGAGCACUGAAGCCAAGGAUUUGCCAGAGAAGUACCGCGUGUCUUUGAAAGAAGUCUUUUCCUCGCACGCAGCUUUCCGAGCAAAGUUUGGUUUCCCAAGUAAUCCCAAGGAUCUGUCCUGGAAAGCCGGCUGGUCCCGCUCCGCAGAUCACAUUCUGCAAUUGGUUCAGGACGUGGUCUUUGGCAUUACUUUCGACGACAACUUGAAAGCCGCGCUGGUUGCUGGCAAGUCUCCCUUGGAUGCGCUCAACAUGGACACCAAGCUUGGGGAGCGCUACUCUGGGUUCAAGACCUUCCUGCGCCACGAGCUCGACGAAGCCAGGGCAGAAGCAUCUGCAGCAGCCCGAACUCAAAUGCAAGGCGAAGAGGCUGAGAACCAGCGAGAUGACUCAGGCAAGCCUAUCCGCAGUGGUGCUUACAAGGCAUUCCUGGAGGAUGUGCAAGCCCGCGUUGGCGAGAUCAAGAAAGAAGAGUUGCUUGACAGCAUCCAGUACUAUGAAGACAAGGCCCGAAAUCUGCUGGCUUCGAAUGUGCAGAUGUUUGUCUUUCCCAGCUCAGAGAAGGAAUUGGGUGAACUGUUGGAGAAAACUGCAGCUGCCCAAGCACGUGGCGCUGGCAAGUCUUUCGUUGGCAUCCUCUGUGAUCCUGCCCAGUGGGGGGAGGCAAUCACCAAUCCUCACAUCCGAGUUUGUCCCUUGAACAUGCAGUACUUGAAGACUUUCCUGUCGGCUGUGAUCAAGAACCGCGACAACCAGCAGUUGAGCAUCCAUAGCAGGGAUUUGUUCAUCUACUUUGAUUCUUUCUUGCCCGGAAAUCUUCCCAAAUGGUUGGGAGCCUUUCAGACCGGAGGCGGUGAUGCCAUGACCAAGCAGUCUUUCACAGUCUUCGUCAGCUAUGAUGAAGAUUCUUUGACGCAGCGCCGCCAGUACAUCAAGGCCAACACAACGACUUUCCAGCAGAUCGAGCAGAUGUCCCUUGUUACGUCUGAGUCUUUCGGAGAUUGCAUGACCAAGCAGAACCGGAAGCACUUCAAGGGCUCCAACUUUGGAAACAAGAUCGGCGAUGUUCUCCUGGACAGCCCUCAAACGCUGUGGUCCAUGACCUUGAAGGACAAGGUCACUCUCUUUGGAAAGUUCCGUGUUGCUGUGGGCGGUCGCACAACUGGAGAGUCCGAGAGCCACCGGGGUGUCACCUCGCGCAAGUUGACCAGUCAAGAGCCUGUGUUUUGGCACAGCCGCCCCAUGACUUUGUGCUUGGAACUGCUGAGUUCCUACAAUCUCUGCGCUGUGCUGGACGCCGGCGUCGGAGACGGACAGAUGGCUUUGGCUGCUGCCCUGCAGCGUGUGCCGUACGCAGGAGCCUGCUUGACUGAAGAGCACAUGGCCGCUGUGACGGAAAGGGUUGUCUGUCAGAUCAUGCUGAAGAUGCUGCACAGCAAUGAGCCGGUCUACGAGGCCAAGUUUGCAGCCAGUUUGGGAGGAGAUCGAUCCAGGGCGUCCACUGCUGCCGCGACAGCGCCACCACCAAGCCAGCCCAGCGCCCAAGGAAGCUCUGAGGCAGUUGGCAGUGGCAGCGCCACUGGCAGUGGCAGCGGCACAGCUGCCGAUGUUCUGUCCGAGUUCCGCAACCAGUUGGCCAACUUGGGCAAUGGACACGCAACGGCAGUAGCUCCAAAGCGAGCAGCUCGGAAAGUUGAGAAAAGACCUGCCUCCAAGGGAGGCAGAUUCAAGGCUACCAGGUCUAAGAACACGCUGCUCCCUGCCCAGCCUGAGACAGUCGAACUCUUACCUGUGCUGCCUCCAAGUUCUGUAGUUGAAGUGACCUUGGCAUCUGAUUGCUCUGGUCUUUGCACAGAAGGGCCAGCAGUGCGAGUCAAUUUGCCUGCCACAGUCAACGUGAAGCACGUCUACGCCUCUGAGAUUGAGCCGAAAUUUAGGAAUUUCAUUACUCAAUUUGUGGAGCCUCAGUACCUGGAGAACAACAUGGAGAACACGCAGCAUCUUCAGCCUCUUUGGUUUGAUGUUGAUCUCUACACAGUUGGCAGCCCUUGUCAACCUUGGAGUGUGGCUGGUGGCAAGGACGGUGCUUCAGAUCAAAGAGGCAGUCUCAUGGCCUUGAUCCCCUUCCAGAUCAAAAAGCAUAAGCCUCGCAGCUUUGUGUCCGAGAAUGUGAAAGGUCUUAUGAGCCUCUUUCCCAACGAGUUCAACUGGCUGAUUCAGAAUUUGAGAGACAUUGUGCUUCCCAACGGCCAGCCCUGCUACAACGUCUACUACAAGCUAGUGGACACGCAGGAUUUUGGAAUUCCACAGCACCGAGAACGGGUCUAUGUCAUCGGCAUUCGUAGAGAUGUGCAAGUGAAGCAGUUUGAGUGGCCAUUGGCGUGCAAGGAGAGGCUCACACUGAAGCAGCUCCUAGGCAACCCCGCCACAAGUGAGAAGCGCAACUUGCAGGAAAUGACGCAUGAUGCCGAUGGCUUGGCUCUUAGCAACACCGUCCGCAAGAAUUUGAAACAGUUUCAAGAAUUUCUUGAAAAAAAUCCUUCCAAGCGAGACCUUGACUUCAUAGUUAACACAGGUGUCCUGGCGAAAGCUGACCUGCAGCUGGGCAUCCGUGCCUUUCUGCAAUGGGACCCCAACCUGAGGGCAAAGAGUGAGCAUGAACUUGAGAACGCUCGUGAAUGUUUGCUUUUCUGCCGGCAAUUUUUUGUCGAAGACAGGACCAGAUCCGUGGCGCUUGCCCAGGCAAUCUUGUUCCUUACAAUCCUGCAGAAUUCAUUGAACUAUCCUGAGGAUGAACUGGUAGAUGUGCCAUGGACCGCUGACUAUUACGACAAGAACGUAGAAAUCCAGGCUUUGCAAAAGAAAGUGAAACAAUGCGUGGCUUUGAAGUCAAAGGCUGGCCUGGAGAGAAAAAUUGAUGAGGUGGAAAGCGCUGCUUUGUUCAUUGCAAGUGCCAUGGGAGCCAUUGGGUCAGGAAUUCCCCAGGCAGCGCAUUUGCAAGGCUCCGCUGUUUGCCUGGACGACUUGUACGUGCACUUGGAGUUUCGCUUUGCAAAUUUGGCCGCCAAUGAGGCCUCCUGCUGCAGCUGUCAAGGAGAUUAUCCUUGCAACACCGAUCUCUUGGUCACCGAUCUCUUGAGGUCACGAUGCCAACUUACCCUGCAAGAGCUUCUAGCCACCAUUGCCACUGAGACAGAGCCUCUAGGUAUUGUGUCUUUGGAGCAUGCCAGGAGACGUCUGGAACAACUUGGCGUGAGUGAAGCUUGGACAUUCUUGCAAGAGAAGCAGACGGGAGCUGACAGAGCGGACACUCUGGAGGAUCUGGGGGAGUUUGUCCAGACCGGAACUGGAUCAGGACGGCGUCCCAUCAGAUCAGCUGAUUUCUUAUGGGGGCUGGAAUCUCUGAGUUUGCGGGGGUUGGCCCAAGUGAUGAUUGGGAACGACUUGCUGUUUUUCGCGUUAGACCUGUUACUUCGUCUUUACUUUGUGCAAGGAUUUGGCGCGAUUCAACAUCCAGACGAACCAGAGGAAGCAUUCAAACCCUCCAUUUGGAAGUUGGCAAUUUUGUCCCUGUUUCGAAGUCUUCCUGGCUUCGAGGAGAUCCGGUUCGGACAAGGGCUCCUGGGCGCUAGCAGUCCAAAACCCACCAGGUGCCAGCUCAUGAAUGCACAGGAGCUGACGCAUCACAGUGGCAAGGACUACACUUCGAAGUAA